Molecule: messenger RNA, 555 nt
Organism: Trichobilharzia regenti
Lineage: Eukaryota; Metazoa; Platyhelminthes; Trematoda; Strigeidida; Schistosomatidae
Source: the annotation of a GenBank genome assembly
AUGGUUCUACUUCCAAACAAACCUGCACCAGUUUUCAAAGGAAAAGCUGUUGUCGAUGGUGUCUUCAAGGAGAUCAGUUUAGAGAAUUAUUUGGGACAAUAUGUCGUGUUGUUUUUCUAUCCAGCUGACUUCACAUUCGUCUGUCCAACAGAGAUCAUCGCAUUCAGUGAUCAGGUGGAAGAUUUCAAGAGUCGAAAUUGUCAAGUGAUCGCCUGUUCUACGGAUUCUGAAUACAGUCACUUCGCAUGGAUAAAUAUGGAUCGGAAAUCAGGUGGAUUGGGAGAGAUGAAAAUCCCCUUGUUGGCUGACAAGACGAAGUCGAUCUCGAGAGCCUAUGGUGUGUUGGAUGAAGAGGAGGGAAAUGCAUUCAGAGGUCUAUUCAUCAUCGAUCCGAAAGGAAUUCUACGUCAAAUUACAGUCAAUGACAAGCCAGUUGGAAGAUCCGUCGACGAGACACUUCGACUGUUGGAUGCAUUCCAAUUUGUAGAGAAGCAUGGUGAAGUUUGUCCCGCCAACUGGAAACGUGGUCAACAGGGAAUUCAAGACAAGCAUUAG